Messenger RNA from Poecilia reticulata (guppy), 492 nucleotides. It is a transcript of the gene npy, whose product is annotated as neuropeptide Y. Lineage: Eukaryota; Metazoa; Chordata; Actinopteri; Cyprinodontiformes; Poeciliidae. The record is from RefSeq and is a predicted model, not a curated record. Gene Ontology annotation, molecular function: neuropeptide hormone activity; neuropeptide Y receptor binding. Gene Ontology annotation, biological process: feeding behavior; neuropeptide signaling pathway. Gene Ontology annotation, cellular component: extracellular region.
GCACUGAUAUAAACCCCAUGGCGCGCAACGAGCGCGCAGAGGAGCAGAGGAGAAUCAACAGGACGUCGCGCAAAUCUCACUGAGACCUUCUGAAAAAUAUGCAUCCCAACUUGGUGAGCUGGCUGGGGACGCUGGGGUUCCUGCUGUGGGCGCUGGUCUGCCUGGGCGCCUUGACGGAGGGGUACCCGGUGAAACCGGAGAACCCCGGGGAGGACGCUCCGGCGGAGGAGUUGGCCAAGUAUUACUCAGCCCUGAGACACUACAUCAACCUCAUCACAAGACAGAGGUAUGGAAAGAGGUCCAGUCCUGAGAUUCUGGACACACUGGUCUCAGAGCUGCUGCUGAAGGAGAGCAGAGACACACUCCCACAGUCAAGAUACGACCCGUCGUUGUGGUGAUGGCCGUCGCUCACCCUCCACCUCGGUCACCUCUGAUGUCUUACACGUCUGCCGGUUCACACCGCCCUGCACCGCCCGAUAACCGCUCUGUCUC